Messenger RNA from Schistosoma haematobium, 17250 nucleotides. RefSeq lists its product as uncharacterized. The record is from RefSeq and is a predicted model, not a curated record. The transcript has 2 exons. Gene Ontology annotation, cellular component: nucleus. Bases 6969 to 8474 code for a protein of 501 amino acids. Gene Ontology annotation, biological process: regulation of DNA-templated transcription. NCBI's taxonomy places the organism in Eukaryota, Metazoa, Platyhelminthes, Trematoda, Strigeidida, Schistosomatidae. Gene Ontology annotation, molecular function: DNA-binding transcription factor activity.
UAUAGUCUGAUUAUUUAAAUUUUUCGAUGGAUUAUAUUUUACGAUACAGUUUUCGUACAUGAUCCCGUAACAGGAAAAUCAGUGGUUUACUGGUUGGUAGAGUACUUGGGUUUCACACUUGCCUUGGUCUAGUCAGCUGAGUAAUAUCUGUUUCAACACGAAUGGGCUUAUAGCUCGAAAUAUAAGCCUGUACUUCCUUAGUAAAUUUAGAUUAUGACUUUGUUAUAGUAAGAACUGCCGAUAUCUACAUGGCUUCUCAAAAACUCAUCAGAAUUCAUUGCAUAAAGUAACGUUCAUCAGUAUCUGCUUCCUGCUGUUUUUAUUUGGUCUUUGUCGUAAAUAUGGCCCUACAUGUAAAUGUUUCUUCGUCUAUUUUUUUCAGAAAUUGAACUGCUAUUUAAAGGCUCUCACCAACCUCCAGAACUCAUUCUAGUUAAGACUGACAAUAUUUUCUCAUAAAACACAAUGAAACCGAUCUGUGACUAUUUGGAUUGUGUUUCUCUUCAUUGAAACACAAAAUGUCUGUUCAGAUUACGGUCUAAAACUGUACCUAGAUCGUUAGUAGUAACUUUUUAUUCAGUGCAUUGAGCAAUCAUCAGUUCUAGUGGGUUGAUGAUACAAAUACAUUUGUAAGAAACUAUAAACUUUCUAACCGAAAUAACCAAUUCAACUGUGGAGAAAUAUUAGACAAUAUGACUGGGAUUUAGUCUUGGGAGAGUAAUUUUUUCCCCCAAGUGCCUUGGUGUUGUCGAGGGAGAGGGGUGUCUACUUGUCCCAUCGAAAUGUUUUCAUACGGUUACGCGUUUAUAGCCUUUCUGCCAGCGAAGACCUACCCACUACCUUCAUAUGCCAGGGUUUAUUUUACUUGUAUAUUUUAUUUCAUUUAGCACACAUACAUUCCGCAAUUGAUUGAUCAUUGAAUGGUGACCAAUAUAAUGUGUGUUAAGUCCUUAAUACAAAUCGAAUUAUAUACAUCAAGUUGCAAUGUAGCAACUACUCUAAGUAGUGACUCAAUAUCGCGUGCACUAUGUUGAGACGAGAUGGUGGUUGGAGGUAGUCGACAAGAGACCCUGGACGUUAGUUGACACAGUCGAAUCCGUCAGGGAGCAUCAGUUUUCUCAAGAUUACAGGCACACUUUGCUUAACAAGUGCCAUCAAGUUUAAAAUCAGGUAUAUGAGUGUAUAUUACUACUGAAUGCGAAACCCACAGAUCGUCAGUUCGGUUUUAUGGUACAACCGUGGGUACGCGCCUUUGCGGGGAAACGAAUGUUUAAUGCACUUCGUUUUCCAAUACUUUUUUAAAACUAAAGUCUCUAUAUGAUAAAAUCUACAUUGUAACUCGAUAAUUUGUUUAACAUUGCUACAACGUGUAAAUUAUCUUUUUUUGUGAUUACUUGUAUGUUUCGAUUUUGAUCGUGUUGCUUUUCGUUGUUUAAAGUUUUUCACAUUAUCACUGGCAAUACGACGGUAAUUCCAACUCCUUCUCGGUAUUCAUGUUGUUUGAAUUUAUCUUAUCGUACUGAUAUGGUGCAGGAACUUGGGAUGAUGCAUAUUUAUUUCAUGCUCUACGGUGAUUAUAACUGACUUGCUAAAGCAGAACUGUAUAUGUACUAUUUAUUAAUAUCCAACAUGAGUUAUUUGCCUGGUAUAUACUUCAAUAUUAUUCAGGACUUUUGCUAUGUAUCCAUAUUUCUUUUACUAUUGAUGAUCAGGUUGAGAUGUUAAUUGGUUGGAGGCAGUCUGUAGAAAAUCAUGGGUUUAAGUUUCGUGCUAGUUGACACUUGUCAGCAAUUUGUACUUGCCAUAUCAGCGUAACCGAUGCUUUAUGUAGAAUUCGGACCUCCCUAACCCUUCUUCGCAACCAGAGACGCUACCAUCAAGCUAUACAGGCCACAGAUGGCCUCCUAGGUCCAGAGUUUCCUACCAACUACCUCCAACCGGUUAAUGUCUUAACAUAGUCUACACACUAUCAAGUCACUUAGAUUAGUGACCACAUUACAAAUCGAUUGGUAGAAUUCAUUCAGCACUGAAAAGAACUCGGCAAGCAUGUGAUUGGCCAUUACUCAGUAAUUAUUCAAUUGUAUUCAAUUAAGUGUCCGUUAUACAGUCUGCUUUAUAAUUUCUCAUCCUAUUCCACUUUUUAUGUAUUUCACCUUUUGUUUUAAAUUUAAUGUAGUACCGGAUGAAUAUGUAGAUGUAUUUGGGCCUUUUUCUAUAGAACAACUUCAACAAUAUAGAAGUGGUGAGUUUUGUGCUACUUUUGGUUAUUUGUUUUUAUAUUAUCAAAAGAGGUAUACAAUGAAGACACUUUAAUCGGUUUACGGUGUAUUUCGUGGAGUAUCAUAGAUAACUUAGUGGUUUGAUAAGUAACGAAAUUCGAGAUCGGAUUUCACGAAGUUUAAACAAAAGACCUGGUGAUACCACCCAGUCUUCCAAACCAAACUAGGUGGAGUAGAGCUCAAACUUGGAAUUUAGUGUUCGAAUGUCUAACAUCUUAACUACUGAGCGACCGCUCCAUGUUGCUCACCAAGAUGACAAAUGAUUAUAGUGGCUGUGCUUCGUUGACCAAUCACCCUCGUAACUGUUACCAUAUAAUCUUCAACGGUGUUUGAAAUCAGAAGGCAAAGAGGAAGCAGCGACUACAGUUUUAUUAGCAAAUGACUCAGACCACAAAGCAAUGAUGCGAAUGAGUGAGUCAGCGAACUGAGAGCGUAGAUUGUUAAAUGGAUCAUCUAAUCAAUUAAGCACUUAAUAAUAAAGCUAGCAGAAUGAAUAUAUGGGUAGGCGGUAAGCAAAUGUUCAAGCAUACAUAUCUCAUACAAGCACAAUAGUAAAGGUACAAUAAGUUGUUAUAGUACAGAAGACUUUGUCCGCUAAGUAAGUUAAUAAAAGGGCUUAACUGAGUUAAAUGAGAACACACUCAAUUGCACGUGAGUUGCUAUGUAAUAAUAAGUAAAUCUGAGACUUGGUAGGCACAUUCGAUUCACAUUCAGUGUGGUCAAAUGAUUUUGUACUGGUUACAAGACCUGAAUGUUGUUUUUUUCAAGUUCGCUGAAAGUGAUCUCUUCACAGCUUACAUAUAUUCUUCUGAACACAUUUGAGGUACGACUGUUCUUCAAACCAUUGAUCAUCUGAUUUUGAACUCAGAUGUAUCCACUUUUUCUUUCUAAUAUUUCACUAAAUCUUAAAGUUUUUGCAUCAUUUCCAUGUUAUUGAUUGUUCCUGAUGUAUCCAUUCCUAUAGGAUGAGUUUAGGUAUUUCCUGAUUGAAUUUGAUGAUCAUAUCUUUCUCCCUCUCUCUCUCUCUAUAUAUAUAUAUAUAUAUAUCUGAAAAUAAUGGUAGAAAAUUUCCAUAAAUGAUUCAUCUAUGUUACACAGAUCUAAAGUAACGGUUGGAGGAAAUCCUAUAAUUUGACAAUAACAACACGUAUUUCCUCAUUAUUGUAGUUUACUCAAGAAAUCCUUUUGCAUUUCGUUGUUGAAGCAACUUGUUGCUUGUGUAUAUAACCCUCUUUUUCCAAGUGUCUAUUUGCUCUUCGAUUGUCUUUAAAAUGGUGUAAUAAGAACAAGGCGAAAGGUUAAGUAAUAUGUAUUAUACAUAUAUAUCACGAUGGUUAAAACCAUGGGUUGUUUACAUAGAUGUGUCCUACUUUUUGGAGGUGAGGCAAGGAAACCCAUAUCCUGUGUGUGUGUAUGUGUUCGCUUAUGUUACAUAAGCGAUUUUCAUGCGUAGAGGUGGCUUCAAUCAGUUGUUUUUCUCUCGAAUCAACUGAUCAUACUGUUACAUCUUUCUGGUAAGAUAUUGAGUUUGACUGUUUGGUCUUUAUGGUAAAGUCAUAUUUGAAUGUGGUAUUACUAGUUAUUUCUCAAAUUGUAUGUAUGUGUGUGUAUGUGUGUGGAGACAGCGAUUUCUUUACGCCAUCUCCCCCCAAUCCGGUCAAUUUCUUUUUUCCGUAUAGUACUUAUUCAGUUACGUUUUGCUCUAUUUGUUUUUAAUUUUGUUUGUCGUAAUUCUUAAAUAAAUAAAUAAAUAAAUAUUUAUUUAUUUUGAUCAUAUGCAUAUGCAUACCGUGACUGAAUUAUGGUCAUGUCUAACAUCUCAGAUUUCCAAUAUUCCUCUCUCUCUCUCUCUCUCUCUCUCACACACACACACACACAACUUUAGUUCGGUCGCUGAUGAUGUUGGUAUGAUAUAAAAAAGAGGUUGUAUAUAUUUUGGACAGGACAGUUGUAAUGUAACAAGUUUUGUUCUGUUCUCUUUCAAAAUAAAAUCAUCCAUUGUAAAUGACUGUUAGUGUACAUCGAAUGCAAUAUGAGUGAAAGUUUUCAAACGAAAUAACACAUUGCAUGGAAUAAAACAUGAAAAUGACAUUUACUUACUUACUUUGUUUACGUCUGUUAUUUUUUGUGGAAGAGUACAGGCCACCCACCAGCACUCUCAAUCCAACCCUGUCCUGAGCAAUCCUUUCCAGCUCUUUCCAGUUGUUAUUCAUGCUUUUCAUAUCUGCUUCUAUUUCCCGACGUAAUGUGUUCUUUGGCCUUCCACUUUUUCGCUUUCCUUCAUGAUUCCAAGUUAGGGAUUGCUUCGUGAUGCAGUUUGAUGAUUUGCAUAAUGUAUGUCGUAUCCAUUUCCAUCAUUUUUCCCUAAUUUCCUCUUCAACUGGAAGCUGGUUUGUUCUCUCUCACAGUAGGCUGUUGCUGAUGGUAUCUGGCUAAUGGAUGUUGAGUAUCUUGAAAAUGACAUUACUUGCGAACUAUUAAUUUAUUUUAUUGAUAUUAAAAAUUGAUCCAAGUUAAUUCAUCAUUUAAAACCUAGACGCACUGAAUGGCUGUUUCGCCCUAGUGUGGGACGCCUUAUAAGUUCUCGUUCAAGGCUCUCAACCGGGAAUCUAAGUUAAUCUAUUGACUGUUGGGUAUUUAUUUUAUUAUUUAUUUGAACACAUAAAUAUUGGUACAAAGAGUCACCAAAUACAUAUGUGGGCUGUGAUACUGCCCGGAUGCCAAAACCUAAGCAGGUGAUUUUCUAAGGGAACUACACCCCAAGCCUUCGACCUAAAGAUCUAAUCCACAAGACAGCGAAGCGACGUAGAGAGAUGCAAUCAUAUGGUAGCCGAUGACCAAUAAUUGGUUCAUACGCCAUUUGUUCCUUCAGGAUACUGGAGCCCAUGUGCAUCACAGGCUUGGAAUCAUGGUUUUCCAACUCUCCAAGAUAGACUCCGUGUCCACCAACCCAGUUAAAGCGCCGGACAUUCGCUUUUCAUCCUCUCAAGAAGGUAGUGAGUAGGACUUCCCUGGCAGUGGCUGUUAUUUAUAACCGUGUCAAUCCUAGUGUAGCCUAUACAACCUACCUAGUUGGGGUCUGCACAAUUAUCCUUUUAUUGAUGGUUAAAGUUGUUAUAUAAUGAUGUAUUGAUCGUCUUAUUCCUUAUGUUAUUUGAAAUCAUGAAUUUCCUUCUUUCAGAAUAAAUUUUUUAUACAUUCAUUAGUACAACUACUUAUGUCGGCUCUUUUGUUAGUCAUCUUAAUAAUGUCAUUGCGCUGUACUACUGACCUAGUAUGACAAUUUAGACCACUGUAUGUGUGUACCAGGUCGUCCGUUUAAAGGUAUUGAUUGUAUUUACAUUUACCAAAUGGGAACUACCGACAAAGUUGGGUUUUAAUGGCCCUAUCAGCUUAGCAAAGUGAUCAUAAAGCCAAAAUUUUUCUUCGAAGGCACGAUAACCCACAUUCAUUAUGUCGAUGAUUAUUUUCCCUGUUAGUCUCAGUAUGGAAAAUUCAUGACAUCAAAAUUUUACUACCACUUUGCUCAUGAAAGAGCAUCUUUGCUAAAAUAUUUAACGCUUUUUCUCAAACCCAUGACUUGCUAUUUUUAAUCUUACUGCAAUGCGACUCAUCUUUCUAAGAUAAUAGGGUCUUAUGAAACAAGUUUUCCAGCUAAUAUAAUUCUACUGGAUCUUCAUCAUAGUCAGUCUCGAUCAUCACUUCAUUGUAGCAUCCAUCAACUAAAGUCUAGCCGUUGUAUUCACUUGUUUUUCUGUCCUGAGUUGUAUAGCUAGAGUCGAUCCGCACCAUCUCCCCUAUGUUGAACAUGUUAACUACUCCACCUAAGACGGAAGUCAGAUUAGCCUUAGUAAUUUGUUGUUUGACAAAAUCUAGUCACGGAUUCAGAAGUCACAGCCUAUGUUUGCCGAUUUGUGUCACUUGUGACAUAGACAAGAUAUCCGUCUACAAACCGAAAGGCUCAUAUACUGUGCAGCAGUCCACCCUUUUCUAAUUUGUGGUUGUGAAAUGUGAAAUGUUUUUGACCAUAAGUCUUUUCGAAGCAUUACUUGCGUAUUUUUGAGUGAAUAAGUGAGAAAUAUUGAUUUUGGGCAUAGAUUACUAAGCAAAGGUUGCACUUUCUGUGAUGAGUUCGUGAGUUUUCAUCGACCAAAGUGGUCAGAGCAAAUAUUAUGUUUGCCUAACAACCCCUACCUCGACACACGAUGCCUACUAGCUUAGUAGUAGGUUGGAAAAAUUAAGAGCAGCCAAGUGGAAAUGUAGCCUCAUUCCAUGAAAUCGUUAAUCGCUGAUGUGAUACAUUUUGAUAGCUACAGACUAUCUGUUUCAUUUCUGAGCAAUAACUGCGAUCAAUGUUUGCAGGUGUAUUGUGUUAUAUGGAUGAAAAUCGACUGCAAUGGCGUAAAUGCAUCUACCCAUUAUUAUCCACUAGAUCUUAGAAAAAUGAAGCGUUGCAUAUUUUUGUCAGGUUCUACAUUGUCUAUAACUGAAUGACUAACAAUAAUUUACAGUGAAUUUCAUAUUUCCUUUUUCCUACUAUUUUUGACUUUCUUUUCUUUUUCUUCAGAAAACUUAAAUCCUGCCAAUGAGUCUAUAUCUAAGCUUACUUUAAGUGCAUCUGAUCGUGACUUAAUCGAUCUGGUUCCAGUUAUUAAAGAUGCUUUACAGAAAUCUGAAACUACAACGACAAUGACAACAACAAUAACAACGGGAUCGAUGAAUUUGAACCGCGCCAAUUCAUUUCCAAAUUCAUAUCUAUCCUAUGGUGGUUAUCAUAAAUCUCAUAAAUUAGAUCCAUUACAUGAAUCAUUAACCAUAACAACUACAAUGAAUAAUUUUUCAUUGAAUACAAUUAAUUAUACUAAACAACCAUCACCUAUAUAUCAACAUUCAAUAAAUGAUUUCAAUCAUUCAACAUUAAUAUGCUCUACAAAUAGAAAUCAUUCAAUUCAAUCUAAUAAUCAUAAUAAUAAUAAUGACUCAAUGAUCUAUUCAAAAGAUCAUAAUGGAAUUCUAUUAAAAUCGGAACGUUAUAGUUUAAAACGACCAAGACCAGUAUCACCUAGUUCAUUUCCAUCAUCACCAGCAAAAAAUUCAUAUCAUUUACAUUCUUCAUCAAGUCCACCUUUACUUAUAUCUGGAAUACCAUUUAGUAAUAAUAGUAAUAGUAGUAAUAAUAAUGCUAAUACUACUACUACUAAUAAUAAUAAUACUCGAAUUUCACAAAUUCAUCCACAAAUUCGUCGACCAUCAGAUUCAACAUUAUUAACCAAUGGGAAUAUUUCAUCAUUGAUCUCAAAUAAUCCUGUUAGUUCGACAUGUGCCAAUAAUAAUAAUACUUCAAGUGCAUUUUAUACUUUUUCUAUGCAUGAUAAUACUUCUGCCUUAUCUAGAUCACUUCAAUGUGCUAAUAUUAUUAAUACUCCUACUAAUGCUACUAUUACUAGUAAUACUACUGCUACGACUUCUAUGGUUAUCUCUACUUCGAAUAGUCUAUUACCUCAUUCUUCUCCUAACUCUCUUGUAUCACGAUCUAUUAAGAAUGAUCAAGAUCAGUCAAUGCUUCAUCAUCAUCAUCAUUUCCAUUCUGACCAAUCAUUAUUCCAACGACAACAUCAAGAAGGCGAAGAAGAAGAGAACGAUGAUGAUGGCGAUGACGAUCAUUCAUCAUCACCAUUUCUACUUCAAUCGUGCACUACCAUGCAACAACAACAACGUCAUUGUAAUUUAAAUAAAGAUGGCACAUUCCUUUGUUCACAACCGUAUCUUGGGUUAAUAGUCAACAGUGGUUCAGUGAAUGGCUUACAUAUAUAUCCAUCUUCUGUUAACAAUACAUUAAAUACAACUACUAAUAACAAUAAUAUUAAUACAACAAUAUCUUGGAUGAGUAGUUCCAAUUACUCAUCUAGUGGGAAGUCAACACCUCGGCAACCGGCGAAAAAACGUCCUGAAGCUAGAACACCAACUAUAGAUGGUUCAUUAGAUGAAAACCUACUGUCAUAUCCUCUAUCAAAUUCAUUAACUAGCAACACCUCAAUGUUGACAACAACGACAGCAACCGGAUUAUGCAAUUUUGAUGAUUCACAUUCACAUUUAUCAACAACACCUGUAACAUCAUCGACAGAAUCGACAACGAAUACCUUUAUGGUACAUCAUAAAUCACCAUUCGGUAAGUCAUUGGUUUAUUUUAUGUAAAUGAAAAUAAAUUUAUAGUUAGUUAACAAUUUCUCUACCUCUCUCUGUGUGUGUGUGUGUUUAUGUUCGUUAUUUGUAGUUGUGAACGAUUUAUUGUAUAAUUCCGUACGUGAAUAACGUAUCAGAGCAAGAACAUUUUCUUCACGAUCCAUCUGCACAUUUUAUUUUCUAGCCACUUGCUACUUACUGAAAUAACGUCGGACAAUGUUUGGUUACCAGUCAUGGAAUAUUGAUUUGAGCUGUAUAGGUAGAUAAGUGAAAAUAUCGUUCUUACUGUCUCAGUAUUCAUCAACUUUCUAUAAAAUGGCCCAAAAAGUCAUUUCAAUCUUCUUGUCAAAAAUUCAUUUAUUUUUCCUCAUUUUUCAUCUUUUUACUAAACACUACUUCACUUUUCCUACUGUCGUUACUGAUUUCUCUUUUCUAUGUUGACGUCAAGUGUGAGAAACGUACUUUUGUGAAGGAGCAUAGGUCACCUACUAGCAUUCUCCAUCCAACCCUGGCCUGGGCAAUCUUUUCCAGUUGUCUUCAGUUGCUAUUCAUCCUUUUCAUGUCUGAUUCUAAUUUUCGACGUAGCGUGUUAUUUGGCUUUCCUCUUUUCCGUCCCCCUUCAGGAUUCCAGGCAAGCGCUUACCUCACGAUUCAGUUUGGUGAUUUCCACAAUGUGUGUCCUAUUCACUUUCAUCGUUUUUUUUCUGGAUUUCCUCCUCAGUUGGAAAAACUGAUUUGUUCUCUCCUACAGUAGUAUGUUUCUGAUGGUUUCCAGCUAACGGACAUUGAGCAUCUUGUGUAGAAAAUUGUUUAGAAGUACUUGCACCUUUCUGAUGAUAGUUGUAGUACUCGUAGUUUCAGCUCCAUACAGUAGGACUGUCUUGAAGUUUGUAUUGGAGAUUGUGACUUCGAUGUUGGUUAACAGUUGUUUUGAGUUGCAUAUUUUCUUCAACUUUAGGAAUGCAACUUUUACUUGGCAAAUCCUCUCCUUUACGCCUGCAUCAGAUCCUCCUUGUUCACCGAUGAUGCUGCCCAGACACGUGAAAGAUUACAGAGCUUCUCCAUCAAGUGCGAUUGGGUUGAUGUUCUCUAUGUUGUAUUUGAGGAUCUUGCUUUCUCCCUUUUGGUUGUGAAGGCUUACUGUUGCAGAGACUUCUGCUACACUGGUUGUCUUCAUCUGCAUUUUUUCAUAUGUAUGGGAUAGAAGGAUCAGGUGAUCUACGGAGUUCAAAUCGUCUAGAUGGUUUCGAACUGUCCAUUGUUUUCUGUGCUUCCCCUCAGAUGUGGAGGUCCUAAUAAUCCAGCCAAUCACCAGAAGAAGAGAAAGAGGAGUGUAAGCAUCCCUGUCUGACUUCGGCCCCCACUUGGAAUGCAUCUGUGAGCUGUCCUCCACGCACGACUUUGCAGUGUAGUCCGUCGUAUGAAUUCCGGAUGAUAUUGACAAUUUUCUCAGGUACACCAUAGUGUCGAAGAAGUUUCCAUAAUUUCUUCCCAUCCACACUGUAGAAUGCUUUCUCAUAGUCAAGGAAGUAAAUGUAUUGUCGAGUUCGAUUCAGUUAAUUGUUCGACGAUGAUCUGUAGUGUUGCAAUUUGGUCUGUGCACGAUCGAUCCUCACGGAAUCCAACCUGUUGAUCUCAAAAAUUGACGUCUACUGCAUCUUUCAUCCGGUUCAACGACACUUUGUUGUAAUCUUUUCCUGGUACCUAUAGUAGUGUGAUUCCUCUGUAGUUCUCACAUUUGUUCGGAUCUCCUUUCGUAUAUUAAUGAGGUGUCCUUUGUUCUAGUCUGUCGGCGCUUGUUCUUCCUGAAUAGAACGUGAAACAUCUUACCAGUUACUUCUGUGUUUGACUACAGUGCUUCAUCUGGUAUAUUAUUGGGUUCUGCUGCUUUCCCACUCUUGACUUGUCUGAUGGCCAUCCUGAUUUCUUCGAUCGUUGGUGGAGUGACAGCUAUUGGAAGUUCUGUGUGUUAUGCUUCGAUGUUCGAUUGGUUCAGUGGGGUUGGCCUAUUUAACAGUUCUUUAAACUGUUCUACCCACCUGUUUCACUAUUCUUACAUCUCAGGCAUUGGUUUGCCUUCUUUGUCCUUGACCGGUCUGUCUGAUUUACCAUAUUUACCUGCCAGUUUCUUCGUUGUAUCAUAUAAUUGUUUCAUACUUCCUUCCCUUGAAUUUUUUUACGCUAUCGUUGCUAGAUCUUUCACGUAUUUCUGCUUGUCAGCUCUAAUACUUCUAUGUAUUCAGCUUGUGCCUUGACUUUCUCUGUUCUUGUUCGGCUGUUGUUAAUUGCUGUAUUCUUGUUCUUCCUUUCUCGAAUCUCGUCUAGAGUUUCGAUAGAGAUCCAUUCCUUAUGAUGAUACUUCUUGCAACCCAGCACCUCCCUACUCGUUGAAAUUAGUGCUUCUUUUAUCCCUUUCCAGUUAUCCCCCAUAGUAGUUUCUUCUUUCAGUAGAUCUGGAAAGGCUUGUAACCUGUUGAUGAGAGUUAUCUUGAAUUCGUUGAGUUUGUCAGUAUGUCGUCGGAAGGCUGAAUUGAACCUUUGUAAUGUUGUUUGUCCAGUUGUCCAAUGCUUCUUUAGCCUCAGUUUCAUCUUGGAAACAACCAGAUGAUUGUUGGCCCACCAACAAUUGAAGAAAUCAGCAUGGCCAUCAGACAAAUCAAGAGUGGCAAAGCAGCAGGACCAGACAACAUUCCAGCAGAGGCACUGAAAGCAGACGUAGCGGCAACUGCAAGGAUACUCCACAUUCUCUUCAAUAAGAUUUGGGAUGAGGAACAAGUACCAACAGACUGGAAAGAAGGACUUCCGAUCAAAAUACCAAAGAAAGUCGAUCUCAGCAACUGUGAUAACUACAGGGGCAUCACUCUUCUCUCAAUACCGGGAAAAGUCUUCAACAGGGUAUUGUUAGUCAGACUGAAGGGCUCCGUAGACGCCCAACUUCGAGACCAACAGGCAGGAUUCCGUAAGGAUAGAUCGUGUACAGACCAAAUGGCAUCUCUACGGAUCAUUGUGGAACAAUUAAUUGAAUGGAAUUCAUCACUCUACAUCAACUUCAUUGACUACAAUAGCGUGGACAGAACAACACUAUGGAAGCUUCUUCGAUACUACGGCGUGUCUGAGAAGAUAGUCAAUAUCAUACGAAAUUCCUAUGAUGGAUUACACUGCAAAAUUGUGCAUGGAGGACAAUUGACAAAGUCGUUCGAAGUGAAGGCCGGUGUUAGGUAAGGUUGCUUACUCUCACCCUUUCUCUUUCUCCUGGUGAUCUACUGGAUCAUGGAGACGUCAACAUCUGAAGGGAAACACGGGAUACAAUGGACAUCUAGGAUGCAAUUGGACGAUCUUGACUUCACAGAUGACCUAGCCCUCCUAUCGCAAUCGCAACAACAAAUGCAGGAGAAAACGACCAGUGUAGCAGCAGCCUCAGCAGCAGUAGGUCUCAAUAUACACAAAGGGAAAAGCGAGAUUCUUUGAUACAACACAUCUGAUGGAGAUGUGGAGGCACGAAUCGGCAAAGCAAGAGCAGCAUAUUUACAAUUGAAGAACAUCUGAAACUCAAAACAACUGUCAACCAACAUCGAAGUCAGAAUUUUCAAUACAAAUGUCAAGACAGUUCUACUGUAUGGGAUGGAAACCUGGAGAAAUACGAAAGCAAUCUUCCAGAAGAAACAAGUUUUUAUUAACAUUUUUUACGUUAAAUCUAUUGGUCAAACACUAUCAGCAACGACCUACUGUGGGAGAGAACAAAUCAAAUUCCAGUGGAGGAAGAAAUCAGGAAGAAGUGCUGGAAGUGGGUAAGACACACAUUGAGGAAAGCACCCAACUGCUUCACAAGACAAGCCCUCACAUGGAAUCCUCAAAGCCAAAGGAAAAGAGGAAGAUCAAACAACACAUUACGCCGAGAAAUUGAGACAGACAUGAGUUGAAUGAACAAAAAUUGGAUAGAACUAGAAAGGAAGGUGCAGGACAGAGUGGGUUGGAGAAUGCUGGUCAAGGGCUCAUACUCCGUUAGGAGUAACAGGCGUAAUUAAGUAAGUAAGUAACAACCAGAUGAUGAUCUGAGGCUAUAUCAGCUCCUUUUCUUGUUCUCAUGUCUUCCAUUAACUUUCCGAAUUUUUUUGCUGAAGCAAAUACAAUCUAUCUGGUUCUCCGUGGUGUGAUGCGGUGAGACACACUUUGCUUUGUGUAUGCGUUUGCGGGGGAAUAUUGUGCUGUCUAUAACCAUUUUGUUGAAUGCACAUAAAUUCGAAAAUCUUUCAUCACUCGUUCCUUUCUCCCAGUCACUCCAUGCUGUCCCAUGACAUCUUCAUACCCAGUUUUGUCCAUUCCGACUUUGGUGUUUAGGUUUCCCAUUAGGAUUGUCGGAUGCUUUCGUGGUCACUUCUCUAUGAUCGAUUGCAGCCUCUCGUAAAACUGAUUUUUAUCGUCAUCGUUGUUAUCAUUGGUGAGUGCAUAACAUUGGAUAACAUUCACUGUGAUUCCCAUUUUUGUUUCAAAUGAUGCUUUGGUGAUCCUGGAUUCAUGAGAUUCUCACCCUAAGUACAGCAGUAUCUCUCCGGAAUCUAUCCUUUGCUGUCCAGCUUGGUUCAAUGGGUUUCACUGAUUCCGAGCACUCAAUUUUUAUCUCAUUUCCGUUGCUAUUUGACUGGUCCUUAAAGUCUCCCACAUUGGUUGGACGGUCCAUGUGCCUACAUAAGUUUUUGCUCUCGUUGUUAGAAGGGGCAUCGGUCUCGUGACUUCCUUUGUCACGAGACGUCAUAAUUCUUCCUUCAACUCCUAGGGCAGAGUUUGAAUGGUUUAAUUUUUUUAUUCUCUUUUUUUCAGUAAGAUUUUAACAUAUGGUAAGUCGUUUAAUGAGAUAGGGAAUCUUCACUGAUUGGGUUGGUUUGGGACAUGUUUCAUGCACGGUCAACCACUGCCUACCUCAACAUGCAAUAUUGACUGAUAUAGGAGUAGGUUGGAAAAAAGUUAGGGGCAACCGGACCAAGAUGUGGCAUCAGUUCCUGAAGUCAUUAACUGUUGCACUGAUCUAUAUUGGUAAGUGCAGACCAUGUGAUUGUGAUCAGUGGAUUUAUCUUGUAACCAACCAAUAGUUAAAAGCAUUGGAUGAGAUGUUAGAUCAGAAUAAGUCACAAUUACGCAGAUGUAUUCAUUCUUUCUUUGUCUACCUCCCUAGAUUUUGAUUCUUAAGAUUAUCUUGUACUCUUUACUCCACGGUGUAAUGCUCUCAUCUUAUUGUCUAUGGUUAGUGUUUUGUUCUACCACUGAUACUGUUACUACAUCGAUUACUCUGUCAGUUGUCUUGAUAAUUGCAUUUCAGUGUGAAAACCUGAAUCAAUGUGCGUAUAUACUCAUUCUAAAGAUAGCUUAUGACUAACAAGCAUUGUCCCACCUCGACUGGCUAUAGAAUGAAAAGUCCGAAACUACUGUUCUUCAUCUUAUUCGUUUAUGUCCAUAUCCGUAGAACUUAUCAUUUUUUGCCUCUAUUAAUUGUGCUACAAUUUCAUUACUGAUGUCUACACAUUAUUUCAUUCUUUGUGUGUUUAUUUCUUGUUCUCUGUACAUUAAUAGUCCCAGUGCAUAGUAGAGUUGGUCGUCCCAGUUCAACAGAACUAACUCCUACUAGUUUAAAUUAUAUAAAUGAUGAUCCCGGUUCACAUUGUCUUUCAUCAUUUACUACAACUAUGACAGUCAAUAAUUCACCAAAAAAACAAAUUUCAGAAAAAUACCAAUUAAUAACCAAUGCUACAAAUGUCAAUUUCUCAUCGACACAUCAUAAUACCAGUGAUCGUAAUGUCGACGAAGAUGAUGAUAAUAAUAAUGAUGAUGAUGAUGAAGGUGAAAUGGAUCAAGAAUUAGUUGAUAUUAUGGUUGCACGUAAUACUGCUUCAACUGUAUCAAAUUUUUCAUCAUAUUCUUCAUCGAAUUUACAUAAUUCAUUUAAAUCACAAAUUAGCCACAAUCAAAUCCAUCCGCUUCUGUUAAAUUAUAACAACAAUAAUCGUAGUAUUACUACUACUACUAAUAAUAAUAAUAGUAAUAUUAAUAAUCGACCAGAUUUACUAAAUUCUGAUGAGAUUGGUAAUGCUAGUCCAAAUGGAAGACGUGUGAUAGCUGCAAUUGUUGCUGCUUUAGCGAAUGUCAGUGAAUCACCAUUAAUGAUGGAGAGGUAAGUUCUAUAAGCAGAAAAAAUGACAAGCGAUUGAUUGUUUCCCUCCGUCUACUUUUAUUGUAGAAAAAAAGUAGAUUUAUUUCAUUAAGUGACUAUAGUUUGAUGACUAAUGAAAAUAAGAAAGCAUUAACCAGUUGUUACGUUGAAGUAUUAGAUACCUUAAUGAUGGUUCAUAUCCACGACCCACCCCAUCACCAACGAUUAAAAACCAGGAUAUUCAGGCUUUGUGGUGAACAUUGAAGAUUCAAACAAUAGUUUACGUUAUCAUUUAUUUGGAAUGUUGAGAUUUAUCUGAAUCCUGAAACAAUUGAAUUUUACUGGACCUCUCUCCUCACUAGGUUUCCAAGAAUAGAUUUUGUUCAUCAGUAAACGUAUAAUCGUGUGUAUGGUUGUGAUUAUUGGCUAGUUUUGUUGGAAUAUUUUUAAUCGUGAUAGAUCUAAUACUACGUUUUACUAUUUAAACUUGAACGUACUUUAAUUCACAGUCUGAGACGGAGAGGUAUUCAAGGUGUAAUUAGCAUUCUGUAGGACUUUAGAUAUUUACAUAUCUUUUAACGUAUCAAGUUAGCUAAUUAAAUUAUAUGUCACUGAUUAAACCAUUUGAUGAACAAUCUGUCAGUCUUAGGUCCAAGUUCUAUUCCAUCCACCUUGAUUUUAAUGGAUUCAGUGUCCUCGCGCUCACUUCACUAUAAUGCUUCUCAUUUGUUUAAUACAUUAUAUUCACAGAAAGAGUAUUAACACACUGUUAGAAUGAUGAAUAUUUUUGUUAUUUUGUGUCGGUUCAUAAAUUAUAUUGCUUUAUUUUGAAAUCUGAGUGUUGCCCAACUGAAAAUGAUUGGGAUUUCACCGGUGGAUUGGGGUUAUUUAUUGAUCAAGAUUAUUAUUAUUAUUAGGUAAAAGUAUAUGCUGCGGCGACGUUGGGUGGUAGCCUAUCAGCCAAUUCGAAGACCGUUUAGUUACUAAACGCCUAAUAGUGGAAUAAUGACAGCUUUGAUUUAAAUAAUUAACACUUUUACGUCAAAUUAUCCUUCGUAGUAAGAAAAAAGGUCAAGUUUACAUACGUGUGUACAUACUUAUUACUAGUCAGAUUACUAUUGUAAGUUAAGGUUGUCACCCUAUAAAGUUUUGGUCACGAAUUUGAGUUAGGUUUACAAAUUUAGGUCAGGAUUUUCAUCAUGAACUGAAAUCCACUAUAAAUCCAUGCUUUGUCAUUUUUCUUCUGUUUACAAAUUUGUGAAACUUAAGGUUUCAGAUGUAGAAUAAGAGUUAGAAAAGGGAGAAUAUGAUCUAGCUUCAUCAAAACACCUAAUUAUUCAGUAAACCACAUCAAGUACUUUAACAGAGUAUAUCUGCCUUAGUAGUAGGCAUGUUAUGUUUCAAUCAGUCAGUCAGCUACAACGUGGGACCAGGCACAUGUAUGCAUCGGUUCAAGUUGCCAUACCUCAUUGACACAACAAGAUGAACACCGGAUGCGUGUUUAUGUUUAGGAUCUAUUAUUCACUUUAUUGGUAGCAUAAUAGAUAUUUUUAUUGAUUUAAAACAUCUCAAGCACCAAUUUUCAUUUGGUUAAUAAUAAAGUACAUAUUAUCUAUCAGUGUACCUUAAAUUUCGCGCAAAACACCUAAAGUGUUAUCUUAAUUCUGAUUGAUCAACUAAAGGUCGUCAGUAUAUCAUACUUUGACCUAUUUUAAUUUUAAAUAAAGUGAGAAGAACAAAAUUUACAGAAUAACAUGGAUUCAAUGUAUUUUCAAGCUUCUCAUCAAUUUCAAUUCAUAUUAGUAGUAUGAUUAUAAAAAUGCUUUAUUAUAAACCUUAGUCUGAACCAUUUUGGUAGAUCCAAACUACUUGGUUGGGGUCCACGUGACUAUCGUAACCAAUGGUUGGAGACUCUUGGUGACAUGGUAGAGAAUCGAUCACAAUGGUGUAGGUAUACACACUAUUAUUGAAAUAAGUGAUUCUAUGAAUUUGGUGUUCAUCUUGUUCUGGUAAUGGUGUGUGGUAACUUGGACCGAUGCAUGUAUGUACCUGGUCUCCUACAUUGUAGAUGAUUGACUGAAUUAAAGAAGUUCAGUUCGAAACGACAUAAUAGUUAAGAUAGUUUAUAUAACUAUCUUUCCAUGGUAAUGAAUGAGGUUUAUUGUACAUUCUUUCUUCAUAAUAAGGUCUUGAUGGUAAUAUUCACUUUGUGUUCAUUAUCAAUUAAAUGUCUUGUGGUCACACUUAUGAAUGCUUCAUUUUCUUUCAAACACAACUUUCGAGGAAUAUGUUCAGAAAACUUUGUAUAGAUAGAUACCUUUCUGUCAGUCCCCCUUAUGUUCUUGUUUUCAAAAGUACAUAUAGAUUCAUAAUUACAUUUAGAGAUAUCCUUAAACGGUUAUUAAUCCACUUUCGAUUGAUUUAAAGUCAGUCAGUCAGUUACAAUGUAGGACCAGGCACAUAUAUGCAUCGAUCCAAGUUGCCAUACCGCUUAAGCACAUUAAGACGAACACCGGAUUCAUAGAAGUAGUUAAUUCAAUUGUGUAAUAUAUAAAUGAAAGAUUGCAUAUAAGGAUAUAGUACAGAAAGAAAGAAUUAGUUGGUAGAAAGAAAGAUCUGAAGCGAUUUUAAUCUCAUAGUUUAGGG